This is a messenger RNA of Pogoniulus pusillus (Red-fronted tinkerbird), 3164 nucleotides long. It is a transcript of the gene SLC35E4, whose product is annotated as solute carrier family 35 member E4. The transcript is spliced from 2 exons. Gene Ontology annotation, molecular function: antiporter activity. NCBI's taxonomy places the organism in Eukaryota, Metazoa, Chordata, Aves, Piciformes, Lybiidae. Bases 445 to 1491 code for a protein of 348 amino acids. Gene Ontology annotation, cellular component: Golgi apparatus. The record is from RefSeq and is a predicted model, not a curated record.
CUCUGACGCAGCCCCACCGCUGCCGUCACCGCGGAGGCGGCCCAGGCUCCGGCUACCUCCGGUGAGCGGCUCCGGCCGCGGCUGAUGGCUGCCGGUUCCCAGCAGCCCUUGCUGCACCGGGCGGCAUCCCCGGGCGGGCACUCCCAGGCGCCCCCCGGACUUGCUGCACGGCGGCGGGGAGGCGGUGGCGAGCCGCUGUCCAUCCGCUCUCCGCCAUCACCGGACUUCCCGCUCCCUCCCGGUCGCCGCCGCCACCUCUUUGGCACAUGGCAGCGGCACCCCGGGGCUGAGUCCUGCCACCGCCCCGCGAGUGGGUGACGCCAGCGCCGCCGCUGCCGCCGCCACCAGCACUGCCACCAGCGGCACUGCCACCGGGUACCGGCACGGCGCGGGAGGACGGGGCAGAGUGGAGGGUGGCAGCGGGGGGGAGCGGAGCCGGUGCCCAUGUGCCCGCGUUCCCGGCGGGGCGAUGAAGCGGCGAUGACAAUGGCGGCUGCCGACAGGACCCUCCGGCCUUGGAAACCGGACCCGGGGCAGGCGGAGGGGGAUCGGCCGCCCCCGGGGCCAUCGCUGCCCCUGACCCUCACCGUCCUGGCCUGGCUGGGCACUGGCACCACCAUGGCCGGCCUCAACAAAUGGAUCUUCUCCACCCACGGCUUCCGCUACCCGCUGCUCCUCUCGUCCCUCCACAUGCUGUCGGGGGUGGCCGUGGGCUACCCGCUGGGCUGGGCGCGGGGACCGGCCCCACCGGCCCCCCGGCCCCGCGCCAGGAUCUACCUGCUCAGCCUCACCUUCUGCACCAGCGUGGCCUUGGGCAACCUGGGCUUGAGCUACGUGCAGCUGGAGGUGGCACAGGCGGUGGCCACCACCACGCCGCUGGUGACUCUGGUGCUGUCGGGGCUGCUGGGGGGCCGGCGGCACCACCCGCUGCAGUACAUCGCUAUGGGGCCCGUCUGUGCCGGGGCCGCCUGCAGCAUUGCCGGUGGCCUCCGCUUGCACCAGCCUGGCUGCGGCUUCCUCCUGGCCGCCACCGUCCUCCGCGCCCUCAAGUCCAUACAGCAGAGUCUGCUGCUGCAGGAGGACCGUCUGGAUGCCCUGUCCCUGCUCUGCCUGACCUCCCUGCCCAGUUUCUGCCUGCUCUUUGGGGCAGCCGUGGCACUGGAGGUGGGGCCCUCCUGGGAGGGCGUCUUGCGUUAUGAUGGCACCCUCUGGGCCUGUGUCCUGCUCAGCUGCCUGGGCUCCGUCCUCUACAACUUGGCCACCUUCUGUGUUCUCUCCCUCACCUCCGCUCUCACCGUCCACGUCCUGGGCAACGUCACCGUGGUGGGCAACCUGCUGCUCUCCCGCCUGCUCUUUGGUAGCCACCUGAGUGGGCUCAGCUACCUGGGCAUCGGGCUGAUGCUGGCUGGCAUGUUCAUGUACCACCAGCCAGACCUCAUCGCUGCUCACUGGGCACAGCGGCUGGGACGCGGCGGGCGCAGGCAGGAGUAGGCUCAGCAGGGACAGGGAUGGAUGGAUGGAAGGCAGGAAGGAUGGGGGCCAUGGGUGAGCAUGGCUCUAGAGGUGCACAUGUGCUGGAGUGCACGGCUCUGAGCACGCGUGUGUGUGCUGGAGUGCACAACUGUGCACACGUGUGUGUGUGUGUGUGCUGCAGUGCACGGCUCCACGUGCAGACGUGUUCACUGGUGUGUACAGCUCUGUGUGCAUGCAGGCGUGCUGGGAUGUGUGCAGAUACAGUUGGUAGUGUGCACAGCUCUAUGCACAUGCAUGUGCUGAUGUGCACACACUCUUGGUGCAAAUAUGUUGCAUGCAGAGCUCUGUGCAAAUGGCAGAGGCUGUGCAUGGCACUUUGUGUGUCCUCACGUGCACAGCUCUGUGCAGUGGGUCUGUGUGCUCAGCUCUGCACACAUGUACUGAUGUGCACAGCUCUGUGCAGUGAGUCUGUGCACAGCUCUGCAUAUGUGUGCUAAUGUGCACGGCUCUGUGCAGUGAGUCUGUGCACAGCUCUGCACACGUGUACUGAUGUGCACAGCUCUGUGCAGUGAAUCUGUGCACAGCUCUGCACACGUGUGCUAAUGUGCACGGCUCUGUGUGCACACCUGGUGUGCAGAGGGGUCGCUGUGUGUGGCUGGUGUGCACGCAGACAGACACCUGUGUUGGUGUGUGCAGGCUCUGCGUGUGCAGGCAUGCCUCAUGUGUGUGGGCAUGUGUGCAGUGGUGCAGACUGUGUGUGUGAGCAUGUUUGCGUGCACAGGGCACAGGUGCUGUGUGUGCCAGUGCAGCUGCCUGUGUGCACAGAUCCGUGUGUGCAUGUCCACGUUGCGUGUACACGUGUGUGUGUGUGCACAUUGUGUGUGCACGUGUGUGUGUGCACGUGUGUGUGUGUGCACAUUGUGUGUGCACAUUGUGUGUGCACGUGUGUGUGUGUGUGCAGGCUGCGUGCAGGGCAGCAGGUCCCUGCACAGGUGUGCAGCUGCGUGCUCUGCCCCUGCCGGCGUGUGCCCCUGUGCCCGUGCAGGCUGGGCAUGCUCAGGGACGGGGCUGCGGGUCCAGGACUCUGCACAGUUGGCUGCUGUCCUGCCUGGGGACACGGAGCAGUGUGUGUGUGUCAUGCGUGUGCACCACUCCUGAGCUCUGCUGGGUGGCUAAGCCUGGGGCUGGGUGUGCCCAGGGUUCUCGUGGCCAAACAAGGCACGCAGGGAGGGGUGAGUGUCCUCUCUCCUGUCCCCAGCCUCACCCUGUCAUGCCAGUCCCGCACAGCUGCUGGGGGGUGCCGCCCGUGUCGUCGUUGUCCCCACCAUGUCCUCCCAGCCUCAGAGCUCCAGCUCCAGCCCCAUCCUUCCCAGCUUGCAGUGGCUGGAAUAGGCAGGUGCGGGCAGGGCUGUGGCAUGUCCCCAGGACUCUCGCAGCGAUGGCGAGAGCGCAGCAAAGGCGACGGGGACAGCUCAGAGCCAGGCACCAGCGCCCCGGGAUGGUGCUGCGCUGCGGCUCGGCACACUCAUGCCUUGCCAGAGGGACGUUCCAGCGUGUCUAUGCCUGGCUGACGCUGGCACCACGGCACAUGGUGUCCGUGUGGCUGCUGCCAUGCUCACCGUGCCAGGGCCGGCAGACCCAGCUCUGGUUGCACUUGUCCCGAAAUAAAGCUCUAUUUUUGUCGUACUCCA